AUGCCGAUCGGAGACCUUUUAGACCAGAUCAGCGGCGGCAAGUCCAACGUCGGCUCGCCGUCCGUCCCGGAUCGACCUAAUCUGCCCCGAGCAAAUUCGAUACCGGCCAAACGGAAGCCCGACAAUGACUUGCGCCAAGACGCCUCUAAGGCUUCUCGCCAGUUUCCCCUUCUCCCGACUUCGACACCUUCUCCCAUAUCAAGAGCACCACCCAAGAAGGGCUCGUUUGCUGAGAUCCUGGCCCGGGGUCAACGAGCACAGGCCGUCAUGGGCCAGGUGGGCAAGAUUCAGCACAAGAAGGUCGAGAAGGGUGCGGUUAAAGGCAAGGAUGAGAGCAAACCGGCCGCGCCAGCCAAAGGCAAGGGUGCCUCGGGUUACAAGGGGACCUCGAAACCGGUUCCGCAGGGCAGCGCCAACGGAAACGGCUCGCUGAGGAAAGAUGUCCAGGGGGCGCAAGCACCUCGAUCCAAAGCCGGCGCGAACAAGCGAGCCGCCGAACUCGAGACCGCCGAAAAGAAGUUCAAGAAGGCCGCCCAAGCCACCACUGGCUACGCCGGCACCGCUCGACCCAAGCCCGGGAACCCCGUCAAGAUCAAGGACGCCCCUCGCGGCGGCGCACUCCUCAACGCGCCCAUGGCCCGGCGCGGCUCCUCCAAGCGGUCCCGCCUCGAAGACGACUACGACGAGGACAUGGACGACUUCAUCGAGUACGACGACGAGGAAGACGAGGGCGGCCCGCAGUACGGCUACGCCUCAGAUGGCUCCUCGGACAUGGAGGCCGGCAUGGACGAGCUCGACGUGGAAGAGAAGCGAGCCGAACACCUCGCCCGCAGGGAGGAUAUUGAGCAGGAGCGCCUCGAGAAGAGCCUCAAGGCCGCCAAGGAGGAUAGGAAGCGCAGGGCUCUCGAGGCCCUCCGUGCCGGCAACCGACGCUGA
Molecule: messenger RNA, 936 nt
Organism: Hirsutella rhossiliensis
Lineage: Eukaryota; Fungi; Ascomycota; Sordariomycetes; Hypocreales; Ophiocordycipitaceae
Product: SPT2 chromatin protein
Exons: 3
Coding region: 1-936 (311 amino acids)
Source: RefSeq, a predicted model, not a curated record